AUGCAGUCCUUCUUCGGUAAAAAGCAAGGACGGCCCACGGCCGUCUCCACCGUCACUGUCAAGAAAAAGGUCUCCGCCGCCCGGCCCACUGCCCCGCUUCCCGGACUCCCUGGCCUUCCUCCGCACAAGUCAGCGCGCGUGCCGUCAGCCCCGCCCCGGCCCAGGCCCGAUGCGCGCCUCAAGGUGCUCUCGCGCGGGACGUCGCCCAAGGCCAAGGCGUCGGGUUCGGCGUCGCCAGCGCGGCCCCGCAAGACGCCAGCGGCCGAGAUGCGGGUGCUGCCCGAGUCAGACGACAGCAGUGAGGACGAUGCGCUCGACGCGUUUGACCGAAAGCGUCGCCGCAUUGCCACCAGCAACGUCGUCACGCCGGAUUCCGGCGAUGUGGAUAUCGAGAGGAAGGUGUUCUGCCCGGCACUCGUCGACGAGCGCGGCGAGUUUGGGCGCGAGUGGGCGGGGUUCGUGCCAUGUGAAGAGGCUGUUUCUGGCGUCGUACGAGGGUGGGCCGGCGGCCAGAAGGGAUCUACGAGCAAAGGUGGCCGAGACAAAUACCUUCCCUACUUCCCCCAACCAGGCUUUGAAAACGCGGAUCCGAUGCCGUCAGUCAACCUACGGUAUCCGUCUGGGGCGGUGGAGACGUUUGUUCUGUUAACGCCCCACUCAUCACGAGACUCGCGAGAAUACAACCCCGUUUCCGAGUUAAAGGCGGCAUUGGGAAUGAUUCUCAAGCGCUUCAUCAAGGCGAUGCAACGCUUUAACGUGGCGCUCGCGGACCUGCAAGAGGACGGGACGCUGGCCGCGUGGCUCACCAACCCCGAGUAUCGGAUCUCGCGGAGCGAGUGGUCGGCACUCAUUAACGUCGUGCACGAUUCGGCGUACAACCGCGUGGUCGGGCCGUUCUCGGAUCAGUUGGAGCACCAUCCAAAACACCCAGAAUCUGUCGCAGCCGCCAUCAGCGAGAAGGAGGACUCGUACGGCGAGCUGGGCAACAUCUUCAUGAACAAAGUCAUCGAACAGACUGGCCUUGGGCCUAGCUCCGUGUUCGUCGACCUCGGCAGCGGCGUCGGGAACUGCGUCAUGAGAGCCGCCAUGCAGGCUGGAUGCGCGAGCUACGGCUUUGAAUUACUUCCCAUCCCAUCACAGUGCGCGCGUCGGCAGCUGCGCGAGGUCCAGCGCCGUUGGGCAAUGUGGUGCCUUGAGGGCAAUCUCAAUGUCAACUGCCAUGAGGGCGACUUCCGCACCCAUCCUGAAGUGAGACGGCGUCUGACCGAGGCAGACGUCGUGCUCGUCAACAACGAGGUGUUCCCCUCGUCGCUGAACAUGGACCUCACCCACCUCUUCCUCGACCUCAAGGAGGGAGCUACGAUUGUGUCGCUAAAACCGUUCGUCCCAGAAGGCUUCCGCAUGAACGAGUUGAACUGCGAUUCGUUUGCUGCAAUCCUCCGCUCUACAUCGCACCCAUACUAUUCAGACUGGGUGUCGUGGAAGGGCGACGGCGGGCGAUAUUACGUGCAGGUGGUCGACCGCGCGCAGCGUAUAAAGUAUGAGGAAAAGAUGAACGGGCGGAGGAGUCGGGGCUAG
Molecule: messenger RNA, 1578 nt
Organism: Cutaneotrichosporon cavernicola
Lineage: Eukaryota; Fungi; Basidiomycota; Tremellomycetes; Trichosporonales; Trichosporonaceae
Gene: DOT1
Exons: 5
Coding region: 1-1578 (525 amino acids)
Biological process (GO): subtelomeric heterochromatin formation; DNA damage checkpoint signaling; DNA repair
Cellular component (GO): nucleosome; nucleus
Molecular function (GO): histone binding; histone H3K79 methyltransferase activity
Source: RefSeq, a predicted model, not a curated record